Messenger RNA from Ostertagia ostertagi, 855 nucleotides. The record is from the annotation of a GenBank genome assembly. NCBI's taxonomy places the organism in Eukaryota, Metazoa, Nematoda, Chromadorea, Rhabditida, Trichostrongylidae.
AUGUGUUUUAAUGGAUCGUCGAACGGUGGACCUGAUUUUGGUAUUGGGGAACUUGUGGAGGAGUUCUCCAACCUGUCUUCGUACACACCGCCUCCUACGCCGGCUGCUACUUCAUGCACAGAGAUCCCGAGUGAAAAUGCUGGUGCAGCUUUCGCUUUGAGCGAUUCAUCAAAUGCUGCUAAUGCCUUCCCGAAAACUUUUGCCGCACCACUUUUGAAGUCUCUUGGCGACCAAUUACGCCCGACAUUGUCUAGCAGUGUGCCCGUGUUCAGUAGUGCCAGUACGAACUUUGUCGGUGUGGUACAGCUGUCGUCGUCUGCACCCGUUCCGCCAUUGCUGGACAGUCUUGAUGGAAGCCAUUCGUCAUUUCCAGUCUCCGGCUGCGAUAGCUUUACUCCCACAGGAUCGUCAUUACCAAGUACCUGUGACGGUUCCGUUGUUACGAGUGACACGUCGACUAAUCCUCCACGUGCGGUUCGGCGUUUUCAGUAUUGGUGUCGCGUAUUACAGACGAGACGUCGAAAUCCGGUUUGUCGUUUUUGCUACGAGCGUUAUGUCCUGAUGUGUCUCGACUCGCGUCAGCCGAUUCCCUCUCAGUUUGAACGUGGGAUGUGGCAUGGGCACAAUAUGAAGGAGCGUGGACUAGUGACAAUGUAUGCUAUACGGCAAUCUGCUGGCCCAAAUCAAUUCCCAAUGAGUAGAACCGCGCAUUCCUCAUUUUUCGCUGUCCCUUGCUCUUCAGCAAGAACCAUUCGCCUUUUUCCCUACUCCGUUGCCCUCAUCUCUGGGCGUUUACGUGUUCCCACUGUGGAGCAACCAAGCAGCAUGCGCACACUGAUGAUUACUGUCCAUUGA